UGCCAUGGCGACGUAAACCUGAGGCCUGGGCCCGCGGAGCCGCGUGCAGCCGCGCGGAGGCUUCGGAGCGAGCGCCGGCGCGCGGGGCCGGUUGGGAUCUCCUUUAGCCGAUGUCAGGUCUGUCGGUGAGCGCUUCCUCCUCGGCCCGGAUGUCCAAGAUCCUGCCUCCUGUGGUCUCCAAGGGCAUAGCUUUCAACAAGAACAGCCCGGAAUCCAUGGACAAUAGCUCUUCAGGCAUUGAAGAAAAAAAGAAACAUGCAAAAAAAGACAAAGGGCCUUCGAUUGAUCCUGAACGGCCAGCUAAUCCUUUUCACAUGUCUGGGGAUGUGGAUUUCUUCUUGCUCAGAGACCAGGAGCGGAGUAAGUCCCUCUCAGAUCGGGAGCAGAAGCAGCAGCUGCGGGUGCACGAGAAGAUGACCUGCUCCUCCAAAGUGUCGGCCAAGCGCACCAGCCUGCUCCGCGAGCUGCAGCGGGAGGACGAGGCGGAGGAGCGGGCGGCCCGCGCCGAGCAGCUACGCAGCUUCCGUGAGCAAGUGGCCUGGAAGCUCUCCAUGACCCGAGAAAGGAAGACGGAGCCCGGUAGCCUCAGCAGCUACAUCGACCAGCAGCGGCAGAUGUUCCUCAUCCAGUACGCCCUGGACACGAAGCGCCGUGAGAUCCAGCGGCUGGACAGGCUGGCGGCCAGGGAGGAGGCCGAGCUGGAGCGCGCGGAGCGGUUCCUGCAGAAGGACGCGGCUCUGUUCGGCGAGUUCCUCAGGGAGAACGACCGCAGCUCCGCGCAGGCCCUGAGCGCUGCUGAGAAGGAGUCCAAGGCAAAGAUGGAGAAGAUCCUCGAGAUCCGGGAUCUGACCACCCAGAUCAUGAACAUCAAAAGUGAAAUCUCCAAAUUUGAAGACACUCUGCAGCAUUACAAGGUCUACAAGGAUUUCCUGUACAAGCUGUCACCCAGGGAGUGGCUGGAGGAACAGGAGAGGAAGCGCUUGGCUCUCAGAAGGGCCAGGGAGGUGGUCGAGGCCUUCAAGGAGAACAUGCUGUUCUCCACGCUCAGGGACAAAGGAACAGAGGUCAAGGGCAAGACGGGCUUCAGAGGUAUGUGGCUGCCCCGGGCUGGAGGGGCCCCGCUGUGGGCUGGGGCGGGUGGACACCCUUCCUCUGCUUCCUCCAGAGGAGCAGGGCCCGAAGAUGUCUGCCAGGCCUCUGCCGCUGGUGCGGCUGCGGCAGGUCCUGUCCAGCACCGCCCGCCACCCGCAGGGCAGCCAGCCCAGUGCGCCCGGCAGGCUGGACCCCAAAAGUGUGCAGGCAGCCCCGGGAGCGCGUUGGCUGUGACAUGGGCCCUGCGCGUCAUCUCCGUGCUUCAGGAAGGGUGGGGCCUGGAGCCUCUCGGGUCUCAGCCCACCUUGUCCCAGCUGCAAGCUGGCCUCAGCGGCUCCGGGGCGGGCAGCACCUACGUGUCUGGGCAGGGUGCCCUGGGGGCCAAGAGGAGGCUGGCAGCACCCCGUCGGCUACGCGAGGAACAGACGAGGGGACGGGGGCAUGUGGGGAGGUGCCCGGCGACACCGGGCAUCGUGCCUCAGGCCGCCCUGACCCCGUGUCUCCACAGGUCCAGCUCUUCCCUCCCCGUGCAGGAGGACCCAGAGAGCGAUGGGGAGGAGCUGGAGCUGUACUUCACGGAGCCCCAGCAGCUCCUGGAUGUCUUCAUGCAGCUGGAAGAGCAGAACCUCUCCCUGGUCCAGAACACCCAGGAGAUGGAGGAGGCCUUGGAGGAGCUGAGCUUCACCCUGAAAAAUACCCAGAUCCGCAUGGACCGGGAGGUGCACCAGCUGAAGCAGUGGGUCACCACGCUGUUGACGUCCAUCGCCAAGGAGGAGGAGACGGCCGCCGCGCUGGAGCUCAAAGCCCGCAUCUUCCAUUUUGGCGCGUACAAGGGGGAUCAGGAGGACAAGCUGCUGGAGAGCCUGAACCGCAAGGUGCUGGACGUGUACCGGCGCUGUGUGGGCAGCCAGCAGGAGUCCAGCCUGGGCCCCGUGCAGAUGCUGGCCGCCAUCGAGCACCAGCUGGACGAGCUGCUCGAGAACCUGGAGCGGGUGCCCCAGGUCCGGAUCGCGCAGGCCGAGAAGGCCAAGGAGAAGGAGCGGCGUCUGAGGCUCCGGGAAGAGCAGGUGAAGAUGCAGAAGCAGCUGCGGGAGGAGCGUCUGCAGCGGGCGCAGGCUCGGGCCCGGGCCGAGGUCAAGAAGAAGAAGGGCAGGAGGCUGGUGUGCCGCUCCCGGCCGCCUGCCCUGAAGAGCGAGGAGGCGUCCAAGCACGAGCUGGUGGACGGGGACAAGGGGGAGCAGCUGCUUUUCUGCACGUAGCCCGUGGGCCGCCUGCCGGCUGAGGAGACGCGGAGCCUGCAGGGUGGGGGGCGCGGGGCGGACAGGCCAGCGCGGGCGCCACACCCCUCGCCCCCCGCGGGCCCUGCGGUCUCACGGGAAAUAAAA
Messenger RNA from Hippopotamus amphibius kiboko, 2477 nucleotides. It is a transcript of the gene CFAP100, whose product is annotated as cilia and flagella associated protein 100. The record is from RefSeq and is a predicted model, not a curated record. Gene Ontology annotation, cellular component: ciliary basal body. The coding region runs from base 111 to 2351 and encodes 746 amino acids. The transcript is spliced from 17 exons. Lineage: Eukaryota; Metazoa; Chordata; Mammalia; Artiodactyla; Hippopotamidae.